Exophiala mesophila is the source of this 1041-nucleotide messenger RNA. RefSeq lists its product as uncharacterized. The transcript has 2 exons. The record is from RefSeq and is a predicted model, not a curated record. Lineage: Eukaryota; Fungi; Ascomycota; Eurotiomycetes; Chaetothyriales; Herpotrichiellaceae. The coding region runs from base 1 to 1041 and encodes 346 amino acids.
AUGUCGAGCCCCACCACAAUUCAUAAAGAACCUGAACAAGGCUCUGUCCACUCUACCAGCUCCAUCAAAAAGUCCUCUUCACAAACCGAACACCAGGGACGAUUUCGAAAAUUGUUUUCGUGGCUCGGAUUCCAGAAAAACUACAAUGUGCCAUUGUUCAUCAUAUUUGCUGGAGCGAUGUUGGGAUUCAGUCUGGCGAGGCUAGAAUAUCUUGACAUAGGUGGCCGUUUCCGCAAAGGUUCAGCACCAGGAGAGUGGUAUUGGUACCGAGGAGGUAUUGGUCGCAUUGGCAUCACACUUCACCUUGCUGGCGUACUCCCUGCCGGUAUUCUCAUGAUCUGGCAGUUUGUGCCUGCGAUCCGACGGCGCUGGAUCGCCUUCCACAGAAUCAAUGGCUAUGUUGUGAUCAUGUUGUUGCUCCUGGGCAAUGUCGGGGCUUUCAUGAUCAUGCGUCAUGCCUUUGGUGGCGAUUUGUCUACCCAGGCGGCAUCAGGAUUUUUGGGAAUAUAUACCACCGUUGGGAUGGGACUGGCAUAUUACAACAUCAAGGUGCUUCAAGUCGAUCAACAUCGAGCGUGGAUGCUCAGAACAAUGAUCAUGUUCGGCGUCAUCAUCACCACUAGAAUCAUAGCCAUCAUCACGGCGCAGAUUACCACGGUGAUCGGGUCUUACCAUGUCAUCAUGAAUUGCGGCGAGCUUGCUGUCAUGAACGACUUUUCCUACCUAUCGACCAACUAUCCUCAAUGUCUAGCAAAUUCCACGAUUGUGGAGGGAGUUCUCAAUGUUGUCAAGGCCAAGUUUGGCGAGAAUGUGGAAACGACUGGCGCGUCUUUACGGAUUGGGUUUGGAAUGGCAUUGUGGUUGUCAAUUGCGCUACAUGGCAUUGGAGCGGAGGUUUACCUCGCCCUCACCCCCCGAGAAGCGCAUAGACUUAGGAUGACGUCGUAUGAGAAACAACUGGAGGCGGGAAUGGCAAACCCAGGAUCGGCUGGCCUGGUGGUUGAGAAAUUUGGGGAUGCCCAAGCCUGGAUUCCACGUUGA